Drosophila arizonae is the source of this 1850-nucleotide messenger RNA. RefSeq names its product Mitochondrial calcium uptake 3 (gene MICU3). The record is from RefSeq and is a predicted model, not a curated record. Gene Ontology annotation, biological process: mitochondrial calcium ion homeostasis; calcium import into the mitochondrion. Gene Ontology annotation, cellular component: uniplex complex. Lineage: Eukaryota; Metazoa; Arthropoda; Insecta; Diptera; Drosophilidae. Gene Ontology annotation, molecular function: calcium ion binding.
CUAUUUCUCACUUCGCUUAGUUACUUGCGAGCAAAGCGCGGAGCCCAUCCACAAUGGCAAAGGUCGUAGCGCGUCUAACGGUUAAAACUAGUGCAUUUUUAACACAACAACAAAGUGCGACAGUGUAUAAAUCAUGCUUUCGUAGUGUCAGCACUGGAUUUGCAAAUAAAUACCAACCAAGGAAUAACACACGACGUCUACUUGUACUAGUGGGCGGCAGUUUCGUCUCCUUAGCGGCACUGACUGCACUUAUUCGCCUGCGAAGCGCCGCAAACACAGCAAAUGCAAUGCGAAAGAAGAGUCUGCAUCGCGAUGACACCGAUCUGGAGAACGUUAAACUAACCGCACGCGAGCGACGCUUCAUUAAGUUCGCUUCCGUGGAGUACGAGAAUCAGCUGUACAUGACACCACAAGAUUUUCUGGAAUCUGUCGUCGAGCAGGAGCCCAGGCCUCGACUCAAGCGACGCGUGCUGAGCACCGAUGAAGUGGAAAAAUACAAGGAUCAUACGCCAGCUAUCAAGAAAGGCUCCUCACAUCUCUUUCGCAAUCUCAGGGACAAGGGCAUUGUUUCCUACACGGAAUACUUGUUUCUGCUCUCCGUUCUAACCAAACCCAAGUCCGGCUUUCGCAUUGCCUUCAACAUGUUCGAUACGGACGGCAAUCAGCGAGUGGAUAAGGCCGAAUUUCUAGUCAUUAUUGCCAUUUUGGCUGGCGCUAUCAAGUCCAUACAAGAUGUGGAACCAAAAACCAAAGAGCUUCUACGGCGCUUAGUACCCUUUGAUGAGAAACCAGUUUUGAAAAAUUUGCCUACUUCACGACCCAGGGGUCUUAUGGAGCGCAUAUUUAGCGGCGCUUGGAAAGAAAAACACGGCGAGCAGACGCUAGAAGAGUACGAUUCCGAUUCCGAUUCCAAUGAAAGAGAAGAAACUGCGAUCGAGCGGGAUUAUGUGGAUGAUGUUGAGGGACUACAGCGACGCCAUAUGGUGCCCACCACUCUGCAGCUGCAUCUGUUUGGCAAGCGCGGCACCGGAGUCAUCACCUACGAUCAUUUCUACCGUUUCAUGGACAAUCUGCAGACCGAAGUGCUGGAACUGGAGUUCAAUGAGUUCUCCAAGGGUCAAAGCUUUAUAACGGAGCUAGAUUUCGCCAAGAUCUUGCUGCGCUACACUUAUCUGGCCACGGACGAGUACGAUGUGUUUUUGGAGCGUUUGCUACAGCGCGUCAAGGAUGAAAAGGGCAUUUCCUUCAAUGAUUUUCGAGACUUCUGUCAUUUUCUGAAUAAUCUCGAUGAUUUUACAAUUGCUAUGCGUAUGUACACACUGGCUGAUCGGUCCAUAUCCAAGGAUGAAUUUGCGCGCGCUGCCAAGAUCUGUACGGGAUAUAGCCUCAGCGAGCACUUGAUUGAUACGGUCUUUGCCAUAUUCGAUGCGGAUGGCGAUGGCCUGCUGCACUAUAAGGAGUUCAUAGCCAUCAUGAAGGAUCGCUUGCAUCGCGGCUUCAGAGUAAGUGGUCGUUUCUUUGAUUACAAUGAGGCACUGGAUGCAUACGAUGAUCCCGAGUAUCCCAUGUUCCAAGCCUGGCGCCACAGUCUCUGUCGCCAAUUGGACUACUACAUUGACAGCGAUGCUCUUUGGCACUAAUCUAAAACAGCUUUUGUUCUCGUUAUCGCUUAUGUAUGUGUGUGUGCGUGUGUGUCUGUCUGUCUCUCGCAUCUGUGAGUGUGUUUAAUUUUAGCUCUAAUCAUUAUUUGUGCUUAAGCUUAAAUGUUCCUUAUUUAUCACUGUUCAGUUAAUAUUUUAAUUUGUAUUGUCACCAGUUGUUUAACGACUCAAUUGGAUUAAAGACUUAUU